Molecule: messenger RNA, 857 nt
Organism: Saccostrea cuccullata (small rock oyster)
Lineage: Eukaryota; Metazoa; Mollusca; Bivalvia; Ostreida; Ostreidae
Product: short-chain collagen C4-like
Exons: 3
Coding region: 1-831 (276 amino acids)
Source: RefSeq, a predicted model, not a curated record
AUGUUGACGUUUAGAAUAACUUACAUCAUAGUAGUGAUUGGUUGGCAUCAAGUCGGAAUACGGGCGUUAAAUGAUGUAUCUGAAGAGGAUAAAACUCGUGACAAGCGCAUUCUGUUAAAUGAUCCCUCCCUGUUUGACCAGAGACUUCAGCAGAUGGAUCACAAAAUCCAAAGUAUGACGUCAGAAAUCCAGAGCUUGACGUCAGAACUACAUCAAACCACGCAAAACCUUCGAGAUGUGACCAGCAAACUUCACCAAGCAGAGGCGGCCAUUAGUAAACUGACGUCUUCCAGUACAGGGAAACCUACUUACGUGAGGUGGGGCAAACACGGAUGUGGAGCCAAUGCGACCUUGAUCUAUACAGGUCAGGUAGGUGGCUCAGCUUAUUCCCAGACAGGGGGCGCUGCUAACCCAUUAUGUAUGGUGCAUGACGUUAUCUGGGGCUCUAACAAACCUGAAGGCUUCAUGGCUGAAAUCAGAGGUGCAGAGUACCAGGACCACUUCUGGGGAACUGGAAGUUUAGACAAGGACGUGCCAUGCGCCGUCUGUUCACCUAUAAAUGACGCUAGUUUGUUAAUGAUCCCUGGAAGAAAUAGAUGUCUACCAGGAUGGAAAGAACAGUAUCAUGGAUAUUUAUCAGCAAACGCAGUCUCACAUGCGCAUACUACAACUUACAUAUGUGUCGAUGAAAACGUUGAGUUUAUGGAUGCUGGUUCAGAAAAUGACGAACACAGUUUUUUGAUGUAUGGUGUGCGUACGCAUUGUGGAAGUCUGAAAUGCCCGCCAUAUGAAAACGGAAAACCAAUCACAUGUGUCGUUUGUUCCAAGUAAAGUUGUUGCAUGAAAAAAUAAAUUAA